GUUCUGUCGGUGUAAUAGUGCAAGCAGCGCCAGCGUCUCGUCGUUGGUCGUCAGUCGUCAGUCGUCAGUCUCCGUCCAGCUGCGGGACAACUUAGGCCUAAGAGUCGUUAGACGAGCCAAAGGAGACUGGCUUGAGUCCGGGCUUCCCCGAAGCUCGGACCCUCGUGACAACCCCUAUCGUUGCCACGGCGAUGACUCCUCGGGUCUCCGCACUCCUCCCGUAGGAGCAACGAAGCUCGCCGCCCGGGCGCCAAGAGCCUACGUAAGGCGCGCGAGUGUCUGUCGAAGAAGUCACCGCGCUACCACGAGCAGAGAUGGCCGACGACUCCAGUGUACGCGUCGCUGUCCGGAUCCGACCGCAAGUGGCGCGCGAGGUGAUCGACAUGUGCCGAAUAUGCACCCAAGUGCCGACUGGUGAGCCCCAGGUGUUCCUCGGGCCGGACAAGGCCUUCACCUACGACUACGUCUUCGACACGAGCUCCGACCAAUGCUCAAUCUACGAGACGUGCGUGGCGAGACUCGUCGAGGGUGCCCUCGACGGCUACAACGCGACGGUCUUCGCCUAUGGACAAACCGGUUCUGGCAAGACCUACACCAUGGGCACGGGUUUCGACGUAGAGAUCGACGAUACCGUGACCGGGAUUAUUCCCAGGGCGAUCAAGCACCUUUUCGACGGCAUAACGGAGAAACAAGCGCGCGCCAGGGAACGCGCCCAGAUGCCUCCGGAGUUCAAGGUGACAGCGCAAUUCUUGGAACUCUACAAUGAGGAUCUGAAGGACCUUCUUGAGCCUGGUGGUCCGCGUGGGGGAGCCCGUAUCCACGAAGACACGACGGGCAACAUCCAUCUCGCCGGGGUCGAGUCCCGCAUCGUCACCAGCCCACAAGAGGCCCUCGAGUAUCUGCGCCUAGGUGCCUUAUCCAGAACGACCGGUUCCACGCAAAUGAAUACUCAGUCCUCGCGAUCCCAUGCGAUAUUCACCCUCUACGUGAAGCAGCAGCGUUGCAUUAAAAUCGAGGACCCCGACGCGGACGUGGACACGACGAACGCCAUGGAAUCUGCCAGUGAAUUCGAGACUCUGACGGCUAAAUUUCAUUUCGUCGACUUGGCCGGCUCCGAGAGAUUGAAGCGGACCGGAGCUACGGGUGAUCGAGCCAAGGAGGGCAUUUCCAUCAAUUGUGGACUGCUGGCGUUGGGCAAUGUCAUUUCGGCUCUGGGCGACAAGACGAAGAAAGCCCUCCACGUGCCUUAUCGAGACUCCAAGCUGACGAGGUUGCUGCAGGACUCGCUGGGGGGCAAUAGCCAGACGGUCAUGAUAGCUUGCGUCUCACCGAGCGACCGCGACUUCAUGGAAACUCUCAGCACCUUGAAAUAUGCCAAUCGGGCUCGAAAUAUCAAAAACAAGGUUACUAUUAAUCAGGAUAAGAGCUCGAGGACCAUCGCCUCGCUGCGAAGGGAGAUUCAACAGCUUCAAAUGGAAUUAUUGGAGUAUCGCCAAGGCAAGCGAGUGGUGGGCGAGGAUGGCGUGAACGACGCCUGGCACGAAAACCAAAUGCUGAACAGCGAACUCCAGAGUCUGCGGACGCGGGUUAAGGCCUUGUCGGAGACUGUGGACGUCCUCACGGCUAAGAACUCCCUGCUGCUGGCCGAAAAGGCCGCUGGACAGUGGAUGUCCUCGGGCGCCGCUGCCGCUGGAGGCGACGUCACCGGACUUGUCCAAGGCUACCUUCAGGAGGUGGAGGAGCUGAGGGCGAGACUCCUGGAGGCCGAAGCGCUUUAUCAGCAACUCAAGAAACGCCAGAUGCACAUGAAUGCAGCUAAUAAUUCUUACGGAGACACCUCCCAUGUUUUGCAUAAUGACUCGUCCUCGCUGUUACUGGAUGCUAAAAAGGAAUUGCAGAAGGAAAAGGCACUUUUAGCGAGCCUUAAAAAUCAACAGGCCCAAAAUUCAAAUAUUAGCAAUCGAGACGGCGACGAUGGUGACAUGGAUGAUACCGAGAAUGGUCAGGAAUCCAUGAGUGAGGAUGAAUCGGAUGACGAUUCCGAUCGAAAAGAAGAGGACGAGGAGGAAGAGGCUAUGGGUCGCGAAUUGGAAAAUUUAACGUCGAAUAUCGAUGUAAAACAACGUCUCAUCCAGGAGCUCGAGCUUUCCCAAAGACGCCUGCAGACUAUGAAGCAGCAUUACGAGGAUAAAUUGGCUCAAUUGCAACUUCGCAUACGCGAUACGCAGGAUGAAAGGGACAAAGUGCUUUCUUCACUUCAGCAGCAGCCCUCUGCCCCGACGGAGAAGGUGAAAAAAUUACGCGACGAGUAUGAAAAGAAACUCUUGUCCAUGCAGAAGGAAGUGAAGAUACUCCAAUCCGCUAAGAAAGAGCACGCCAGACUGUUGAAGAAUCAGACCCAAAAUGAGAAUCGACUUCGAGGGCUGCGUAACGAACUCGCUGAAAUGAAGAGAGCGAAGGUGAAGCUUUUGAACAAGAUGCGCGAGGAGGCGCAGCGUCACAAAGAGAAUGAGCUCAAACGGAAUCGCGAAAUCGCGCAGUUGCGGAAGGAGAGUCGACGUAACGCCAACAUGAUUAGAACACUAGAGGCCGAUAAGCGCAUGAAAGAGGUUGUGCUGAGGAGAAAGCAAGAAGAGGUCUCAGCGCUGAGAAAGAGGGACCGAGGUCUGAGUCAAAAAGCCGCCGGCAGGACCGCGACUCCCAAGAUAUUAAAUCCAAAGGCUCUCAAGCAGCGUUGGCAAACCUUCGAGAGGACGAUUACUAAGCAGGCCUUGGCAAAACAGGCGGUCGCUGAGACUGAGCGAGAAAUGGAGAGGCUAUUACAAGAGCGAGAGGAGCUAGGCUGGGAGUUGGAGAGACUAAAAAAGCACAGGCUCGUCGUCGCCUCGGCUAAGAGCGAUACCCUUGAUAUUGACGAGGAGAUCGACAACGUUACGAGUAAAAUUAGUUAUUUGCAGGACAGUAUAUCGGAGUGCCAAAGAGCCAUGGUUGAAAUGGGUGACGCUGACGGUGAAACGGACGGCGACCCUGGUGUCGAGGCUCUCGUCAACACCAUCAAAUCCGUGGACGAGGCCCAAUAUCUCAUGCAGCGGAUGCUGACUUUCACGAUCGAGCAGAGCUACAUAGCCGCGCAGAAGCAAGUGGAGGCGCGCGACAUGGAAACUCGCUUGAACCAGGUGGCCCAGGAGAGCGACGUUCAGCAUCAACUGCUCGAGCACGUUUUGAGGGAUAGGGAUCUCCUAUCGUUAACCAGCAGCAAUAAUACGAACAAUACCACCGCGGCCUACAGUCCACCGAGUUCGCGCAGCUCAUCGCCGGACAACAGCGAGAGCCUUUCGCAAGGCAUAGGAGCAGACGACAAGCCAAGAAGUAUUAAAGUUCGCCGACGAACUGCUCAGCCUCAGGAGCUCUUGUACGGGAUAUCAACGAAUGCAGAUAAUCAAAAGACUGAGGAUCAGAAUCAGAAUCAGAAUCAGAAUCAAAAUCAAAAUCACAAUCAUCCGCUUAUGAGAGUCCCUAGUGCACCGGGGAGCUUAAAGGGGUUGGUACUCGCGAGGAAUCAGUAUGGAAGUGGGUUGAUCGGCUCACCGACGUUGAGUCGUCGCGACAGCACGUCACCACGUCCCCUGCGCAGAGCUCUACACGCAGGUGGCGGUUCCAUGGAGCAGGUUGCCCACAUGGACAUAUCUUCACCACCGGGAUCACCCACCAUCUACCGACGCUUCAACAGUCGGGAGGAAAACGUCUUUUCGAGGUUGACCGCAACCAGGCAAACACUUCACGUUGAGCAUCAACCGACUAAGGGGGUGAUCAGUAAUUACCAAGGAAAGGCUGUGCCCAGAGCAAUGUUGCAAUGCACUCAUGUGGCUGAAGGUCAUAGCAAAGCCGUUUUGUCGAUUUGUGUAACCAAUGAUUUACUAUUCAGCGGCUCGAAAGAUCGGACGGUAAAGGUAUGGGAUCUGGGAACGGGAAUCGAGAGCCAAACGCUUGGCGGACAUCCGAACAACGUCGUUGCCGUGAAGUACUCCUCGGUGCACCGACUGUUGUUCAGCGUCUCGGCAGCCUACGUCAAAGUCUGGGACCUACGUGCGAGCAACAGCUGCAUCAAGACCUUAUUCUCAUCGGGCCAGGCGCAAAGCGGCCCCCUGACACUGUCCACGCCCUCGAGGACGCUCCAGGUACCGGUCGGCGAGACGACGAUCAACGACCUCGGACUCGGCCUCGACGAUCGCGAGCUCUACACGGCUUCGAGCGACAAGGUACGCAUUUGGGACCUCCGCAAGCUCGCCUACGUCGGCAAGCUAAGCACUCCGCACGCAGCCGCAGUCAUGUGCCUUGGCGUUUCCGAGGACGGCAGGGUCAUCACCGGGAGCAAGGAUCACCUCAUAUCACUCGUCGAGCCCAACAUGUCCGGCCAAUCGUUGAGUCUUUCGCCGCCGCACUACGACGGCGUCCAAUGCCUAACGACCUACGGAAACGCAUUGUUUUCCGGGUCGAGGGACAUGUGCAUCAAGCGCUGGGAUUUAAGUAGAAUGGAACUGGUCCAGUCACUCAACAACGCCCACAAAGAUUGGAUCCUUGGAUUGUGCCUUAUUAACAGCGGGUCUGUCAUGAUAUCCGGAUGUCGUGGUGGCAUUCUAAGGGCAUGGGCCGUUCCGAGUUUCGGCGAUCAAUCGGGGGAGUGCGCGCUUCUAGGCGAGGUGCGUGCCCACACUUCGGCCAUAAAUGCCACAGUCACCAAUCAGCAGCACAUCUUCACGGCCAGCAAUGAUGGCACAGUGAGGCUGUGGAGCUACAACAAGAGAGACAACAGGACUUUCCAAAGGAGCAACUCGCUAAAAUGCUAGCAUACGAAGUAUUUUAUUUAUUUAGUAUUACUUCUCGCUUAUUUAUUGACCUCGUUUUACCAAUCUAUGAUAGGGAUCUAGCAGUGAGCAUUAAUUGGAGCAAAUUUGAAAUGAUAAAGAGAAG
Ceratosolen solmsi marchali is the source of this 4971-nucleotide messenger RNA. RefSeq names its product kinesin-like protein 31E (gene Klp31E). Gene Ontology annotation, biological process: mitotic spindle organization; microtubule-based movement; spindle elongation. The coding region runs from base 315 to 4847 and encodes 1510 amino acids. Lineage: Eukaryota; Metazoa; Arthropoda; Insecta; Hymenoptera; Agaonidae. Gene Ontology annotation, molecular function: microtubule motor activity; ATP binding; microtubule binding. Gene Ontology annotation, cellular component: microtubule associated complex. The transcript is spliced from 15 exons. The record is from RefSeq and is a predicted model, not a curated record.